GCCGUGGACAGGGCGCGGCCGACAACGGCUGCUCUUGGCGCCGCCCGGGCGAGGCUGCGGCGCGGCUCCCGCUCCAAGAUGGCGGCGCAGAGGAGGAGCCUGCUGCAUAGUGAGCAGCAGACAAGCUGGACAGAUGACCUGCCCCUCUGCCAGCUCUCUGGAGUGGGCUCUGCUCCCAACCGGUCCUAUGGCGCAGAUGGCAAGAGCACUGAUGGGCACCCCUGGGAAGACAACUGGCUGAAGUUCCGGGGUGAGAAUAACUGUUACCUCUAUGGGGUCUUCAAUGGCUACGAUGGCAACCGAGUCACCAACUUUGUGGGCCAGAGGCUCUCUGCAGAACUGCUGCUGGGCCAGCUCCACACAGAUCACAGUGAUGCUGAUGUGUACCGAGUCCUGCUGCAGGCUUUUGAUGUGGUAGAAAGAAGUUUCCUGGAGUCCAUUGAUGAUGCUUUGGCAGAGAAGGCCAGCUUGCAGUCCCAGCUGCCAGAGGGGGUGCCCCAGCACCAGCUACCUUCUCAGUACCAGAAGAUUGUGGAAAGGCUUAAGGCCGUAGAGCGGGAAAUCUCUGGAGGAGCCAUGGCUAUUGUGGCAGUCAUUCUCAACAACAAGCUCUACAUCGCCAAUGUAGGUACAAAUCGCGCACUUCUGUGCAAGUCUACUGUGGAUGGGCUGCAGGUGACACAGCUAAACGUGGACCACACCACGGAGAAUGAGGAUGAGCUGUUCCGCUUCUCUCAGUUGGGUUUGGAUGCAGGGAAGAUAAAGCAAGUGGGAACUAUCUGUGGGCAGGAGAGCACCCGGCGCAUUGGGGAUUACAAGGUCAAAUAUGGCUACACUGAUAUCGAACUCCUCAGUGCUGCUAAAUCUAAGCCUAUCAUAGCAGAGCCUGAAAUCCAUGGAGGACACUCCCUGGAUGGGGUGACUGGUUUCCUGGUGCUGAUGUCAGAAGGACUCUACAAAGCUCUGGAGGCAGCUCAUGGGCCUGGGCAGGCCAACCAGGAGAUUGCAGCCAUGAUAGCCACCGAGUUUGCUAAGCAAACUUCGCUGGAUGCUGUAGCUCAGGCUGUGGUGGACCGGGUGAAACGGAUCCAUUGCGACACCUUUGCUAGCGGUGGGGAGCGAUCCAAGUUCUGCCCCCGGCAUGAGGAUAUGACUCUGCUGGUGAGGAACUUUGGGCACCCACUGGGUGAGAUGAGCCAGCCCACACUGACGCCAACACAAGGAGGCCGCAUCUACCCUGUUUCUGUGCCAUACUCCAGCGCCCAGAGCACGAGCAAGACCAGCGUGACACUGUCCCUUGUCAUGCCUUCUCAAGGCCAGAUGGUCAAUGGUGCCCACAGUAGCUCCACUCUGGAUGAAGCCACCCCAACUCUUACAAAUCAGAGCCCAACUGUGACUCUCCAGUCCACCAAUACCCAUACUCAGAGCAGCAGCUCAAGUUCAGAUGGGGGCCUCUUCCGUUCCCGUCCCACCCAUUCCCUCCAGCCUGAUGAAGAUGGACGUGUAGAGCCCUAUGUGGACUUUGCAGAGUUCUACCGGCUUUGGAACAUGGACCAUGGUGAACAGGGAGUACUCACGGUGUCAUAAUGUGGGGAGAAGAAGGGAGAGGCAUCCUGCAACCACAGUGAGCUCAACAGAGACAAACAGGCAAAGACUAGGGUGAGGUUGAAAUAGGUCCAGGUGGUAGCCAUGUUCUGCCGUGGAUUCAGCCCUGGUUCAGGAUGCGAUGAGCCCAGGGGUGGGGUGCUGGUGUAGCUGUCUCAACACACGUGUUGCCUAUGUCCUUCAUCUUCUCCUUAUCCACCUCUUUUCCUGGGAAAUGUGGAUAUGGGAAGGGGUCAUGAAUCCUAACCCUCAUCAUGAAUAUUAUGGACAUAAGUAGUGAGGGCUGUGUUAGGGAGAGGGCAAGAGCAGGUGUCUGUACAAUAUGCAUAUAAGCUCUUCUUAUGGACUGAGGUGCGAAAAACUAUGCUGUGAUACCGGUGUUUAACCCCAUAGAAGAUACCUCUGUUUUGCAGAAUAAAUAACUUAUAACUGCUGUCAUUC
Gavialis gangeticus (Gharial) is the source of this 2046-nucleotide messenger RNA. RefSeq names its product TGF-beta activated kinase 1 (MAP3K7) binding protein 1 (gene TAB1). The record is from RefSeq and is a predicted model, not a curated record. Gene Ontology annotation, biological process: protein dephosphorylation. Gene Ontology annotation, cellular component: cytosol. NCBI's taxonomy places the organism in Eukaryota, Metazoa, Chordata, Crocodylia, Gavialidae. The coding region runs from base 79 to 1587 and encodes 502 amino acids. Gene Ontology annotation, molecular function: protein serine/threonine phosphatase activity. The transcript has 11 exons.